Messenger RNA from Solenopsis invicta (red fire ant), 1509 nucleotides. Its product is annotated as pyrimidodiazepine synthase. Bases 232 to 951 code for a protein of 239 amino acids. Gene Ontology annotation, cellular component: cytoplasm. Gene Ontology annotation, biological process: glutathione metabolic process. The transcript is spliced from 6 exons. NCBI's taxonomy places the organism in Eukaryota, Metazoa, Arthropoda, Insecta, Hymenoptera, Formicidae. The record is from RefSeq and is a predicted model, not a curated record. Gene Ontology annotation, molecular function: glutathione transferase activity; glutathione dehydrogenase (ascorbate) activity.
UUGAAUAAAAUUUAAUGUUCAAGAAGCGUUUUUCUUAUCGAUAAGCAUUUGUCGAUAUUUUAUCGCCUCGUGCACGCCUGUGCGCGUGGGAGAUGGCGCUAUCGUUCUACAAGACCUUUAAACACCUGUCAUUUCUUUAUCAUCAAAAAUUGACAUCUACGGCAUCUACGCCGCACUUUAACGAUCCGCACACGAGACCGUUCGUUUGCGGAAGGAUUAUUCCUAAGGAAGAUGGGUUCUUUGCAUCUAGCAGAUGGCUCCGAAAAGCCAGCAGAAGUGGAAGGUCAGGCGCGUUUGUACAGCAUGAUGUAUUGCCCCUUUGCUCAUCGAAUACGCCUCCUGCUCAGUUUGAAGCAGAUUCCGCAUGACAUUGUCAACAUCAACCUGCAGAGCAAGCCGCAAUGGUUUCUUCAAAUUCAUCCAGAUGGUAAGGUACCGAUUUUCAUAGAUUCGGAUGGUACAAUAAUAACGGAGUCUGUCGAAGUGGCGAAUUACUUGGACAAGAAAUAUCCCGAACCACCUUUAUACAACGACGAGACGAAAAGUCGCGAUUUAGAGUUGUUAGAUCACUUUUCCAAGAUUAUGGAUAUCUUUGCGAAUUGCAUAUUUGAGAAAGACAAGAGACCAUUUGAAGAGAUUCUUACUGAGGUGACGAACCUCUUACAAGAAUUUGAAAAUGAGCUUAAUGUACGUAAAACAACUUUCUUUGGAGGAAGUAAUCCAAAUAUGUUGGAUAUUCUAAUAUGGCCUUGGUUUGAACGCGCAAAAGCUCUUACUCUACUUUACAAACAGCGUGCAAGUCUUGACAAGGAGAGAUUCCCCCGUGUUAUGGAAUGGGUAGAUGGAAUGAAAGAUCAGCCAUUUGUUUUACAACAUAGAUGCUCAUAUGAAAAGUUUGCAAAAUUCGUAGAAGCUGCAAGAACGGGAAAUGUUGAUUAUGAUAAUCUUUAAACGUAUUUGCCAGUAUAUCAAAAUGCUACGAAAGGAAAUUACACAAAAUGGCUUGACGUAAAUUAAUAUAUUAACAUUAUAGUGUCAACGAAAUUAUUGAUAUUAAUAGUAUAUGUCUGAUUUACAUUGUUAAUUUUUCUGUGUUACGUAUUGUAGAAAAAUUUAAUGCGUUUUUUAUAUAUGUUAUAUUUUUGCAUCAAAUGUUUUUACGCUAAAUUUAGUACACUUGUAAUUUUUAUAUAUUUUAUUGGUAUAUAAGUGCACAAUUUUAAUGCAAUAUUCUAAUUUAUUUAUAGUUAUUGUAAUGCAAAACGAGUCUAUAUGUAAUGGCCUGUACUUUGACAUUAAAUGUAAUUUUAACGUUAAGUGUAAUAUUCUGCAUAACAUUAGGUGUAAUUAUUCUGCAUUUUAACAGGCACUAACUAUGGACAUGUAACUACAGUAUUAUAUUUGUUGCAAUUGCUGUUAUUAUAAAGUGCAAAUUUGCAUUUACAACGUUGUUAAUCCUGUGCUAUUAAUUAAUUUUUAAUAAAAAGACAAAAUACAAGCUUAUAUAAA